UUCACCUCGCAUCAACAUCAACAAACAUAUACCAUAGAAUCAAAUAUCAUAAGGCAAGAUGAUCUCAGGAAUCGCCCACGUCAACCUCCUCGUCCCCGCAGGCACCCUGCCAGAAGCCAACAAAUUCUACGUCGAAACCCUCGGCCUCAUCGCAUCUCCUGUCCCCGCAGCCAUAAAGGAAACAACAGCAUGGUUCAACAUCGGAGAAAGCGGCCAACAAAUCCACAUCGCAUUCGGAAAUAACGAGCACAAGUCAACUCGCCAUCCGUGUCUGCGUGUCGGUUCCGUGGACGACCUGCUGAAGGUGCAGAGGCGGAUUUAUGAGCACCAUCUGGCGGGUGAUUCGGCUGCACCGCAAGAGGCGGAUAAGCCGGGGGAGAGUUCUGGCGAGAAAGGGGUGGAAUUUCCGAGUCGGUUCUUUGCGAGGGAUUAUGCGGGGAAUAGACUUGAGUUUAGCUUGUGAGUAUAGAUAAUUGCUUGUUCUGAUACUCUUUCGUCUCUACUUCUUCGUCUCUCAUAGAUGUACUCUAGUAUGAAUAAAUUUCAAUAUAGAAUCAAACCAAAGAUCAAUUACCGGCCAAGUCUAUCGUAAUUCUACUACCUCUAUCUUCAGACAAACGAUGAUAAUCGCUGUCUGUAUAAAAGAAACAUCCUAGAUAUUGGCACACUCGACAUCCUUGGCAUCAGUAG
Molecule: messenger RNA, 690 nt
Organism: Aspergillus wentii DTO 134E9
Lineage: Eukaryota; Fungi; Ascomycota; Eurotiomycetes; Eurotiales; Aspergillaceae
Product: putative glyoxalase family protein
Exons: 3
Coding region: 59-463 (134 amino acids)
Source: RefSeq, a predicted model, not a curated record